ACUUAAUUUGAAGAGAUCAUGAAAUAUACAAAUCAAGGCAUCAUACUUCUAGGAAAAGAGCCAGUACUCCCAGACAAAUAAUUGGCCUGCAGAAUCUGAAAAUGAAAUGGUUAGAAAACAAAAAUCAUCCAAAUAUUAAAUUAUAAUUAUCCCCUCAAUUAUUAAACUUACACUUGUACUUAAAAGUUGAUGUGUAAAUUGGUUUAUGCGACCCAAAAAACAAGUUAAGAUAUUAUAUAUCCCUAGCUACCUGAAUGUGUCUGCAAAACUCUUCCACAAUGGUGUCAUUUCUUCACUUGCUCCUAGCUCUUCCACUCCUGAUAUUCUUCACUCUCCUGUUAAAGAAAUCCAUCAAGAAGAAACUUCCACUUCCACCUGGUCCAAGAGGCAUUCCUAUCAUUGGUAACCUUCAUCAACUUGACAGUUCAAAUCUCCAUUUUCAACUGUGGAACUUCUCAAAGAUCUAUGGUCCAAUUUUUUCCCUUCGAAUGGGGUUCAAGCGAGCCAUCAUUAUUUCCACACCUAAACUGGCUCAAGAGAUCCUUAAUGACCAUGAUCUUGAUGUUUGCACCAGACCUAUGACACUUAGCCAGAAAAUGUUUUCUUACAAUGGGAUAGACAUGAAUUUUUCCCCACAGUGGAAAGAAAUGAGAAAAAUUGCUGCCAUCCAUUUCUUCAGUGCUAAAAAGGUCUCUAGCUUUUCCCAUGUAAGAAAAUCUGAAGUCAAGAAAAUGAUUCAAAAGAUAUCUGGGCACGUUUCUUCUUCCAAAAUCACAAACUUGAGUGAGAUCAUAAUGUCGGUCGCCACUGCUAUAAAUUGUAGGAUUCUUUUUGGGAGAACGUAUGAGGAGGAUGGAGCUGAAAAAAGCAGGUUCCAUGGCAUUCUUAAUGAAGGACAGGCCUUGUUUCUUACAUUCUUCAUUUCAGAUUAUAUCCCUUUCUUGGGAUGGAUCGAUAAAAUCACAGGCUCGCUCGCUCGUCUUGAAAGCACUUUCAACUCAUUCGAUGUGUUUUUCCAACAAGUCCUUAAUGACCACCAAAAUCCAAAUAGGCAGAAAGAUGCCGAUGAGGGUGAUGUAAUUGAUGCCUUACUCCAGCUAAAGAAGCAGGGCUGUCCCUUGAUAGAUCUCACCGAUGAUCAAAUCAAAGCUAUCUUAAUGGACUUACUUAUGGGAUCAAUCGACACAAGCGUAGCCUCAUCAGUUUGGGUGAUGACCGGAUUAAUAAAGAAUCCAAGAGCAAUGAAGAAAGCCCAAGAAGAAGUUAGAAAUCUCUGUGGCAACAAAGAGUUCAUUGAUGAAGAUGAUAUUCAAAAACUUGAAUAUUUCAAGGCAGUGAUAAAAGAGGCUCUCAGAUUUUAUUCACCGGCACCACUACUACCAAGGGAAGUCAAUAAAAGUUUCAUUAUAGAUGGGUAUGAAAUACAAUCAAAGACAUUGGUGUUUGUGAAUCUUUGGGCCAUCCAUAGGUAUCAUGAGGCUUGGAAAGACCCAGAAGAGUUCUAUCCUGAAAGAUUUUUAGACAACAAUAUAGAUUUUAAGGGGCGAGAUUUUGAGUUGAUUCCAUUCGGUGCUGGCCGUAGAAUUUGCCCCGGCAUACAAAUGGGAAUCGCCACAGUUGAGGUCAUAAUUGCAAAUCUUCUAAACUCGUUUGAUUGGGAAAUGCCUAUUGGGAUGAUACGGGAAAACAUAGAUGAUGAAGGGCUACCGGGACUUGCCCGACACAAGAAGAACCACCUCUGUCUUGUUGCCAAGAAUUAUAUGUGAACUAGCACUCAUAUAAUUAUGCAAUUUUAGUUUGGCCUACUAUCAUGAUUAUGAAUUUGCUAAAUGUAUUGCCUAUCCGUCUGUGUAUAGUCCAUUUAUAUUUUAUAAUUUAGAAUAAUCCAUGUCAA
Messenger RNA from Lotus japonicus, 1894 nucleotides. RefSeq names its product 6,7,8-trihydroxycoumarin synthase-like. Gene Ontology annotation, molecular function: monooxygenase activity; oxidoreductase activity, acting on paired donors, with incorporation or reduction of molecular oxygen; iron ion binding. The transcript is spliced from 2 exons. NCBI's taxonomy places the organism in Eukaryota, Viridiplantae, Streptophyta, Magnoliopsida, Fabales, Fabaceae. The record is from RefSeq and is a predicted model, not a curated record. Bases 255 to 1766 code for a protein of 503 amino acids.